AGGCGUCAGGGCUCGUACGUCAGUUCAGGUAAGCUGGUUUCUUCCGCCCAUUGUGGUAUAUGUAUUGGUCUUUCUCCCUUCCCUCGUGCACCUGAUCCACCGACACCUACAUUCACACCCCAAUCCUCCUUUUCAUUCAUAAUAUCCCGUGUUAAACCUGUCACGACUAUAUUCCCCUCUCACUUGCUAGAGGUCACGGACAAUGUCACCAAGUGCUACCGCUUUAAAUCCUAGCUCUAACAACACAGCUCAACAUUCCGUCAUAGAGCCCGAGCCACAAAAAGAGCAAAGCUCGGAUCCGCUCUUGACCCCAUCUGCUCCGCUCCCCGAAACAGCUCCACAGCGGGCCCUAUCUAAUCAGCGCCCUGAAGCCAUGGCCGAUUCCAGCGUCACGGCCGCCGCCGCCGCCGCCGCAUCGGAAACUAAACAUGAGGCCGAGCCGCCGGUCGACAACACUACUAUCAAGCCAGAUGCGAAAUCAAUGGUUGCUGUGUCAGAAACCGCCCCGGCUUGCAAAAAACAUCCGUCCAAGGAAAAAGACCCUAACGGCCGCAAUCGCGACUCGAAAAAGAAGAGUCAUAAAUCCAAGACAUCAUCCGUAGUCACUCCUAGUGAUGACAGUUCGGACGAGUCGGAUUCCUCUGCUGAUAGCUCCAGCGCUGAGGAAUCUGCAUCCGAAGAUGAAGAAUCUCCCUCCAGUUCAUCUGAAUCGGAGCCGGAAAGGACACAUCGGCGGAGAGGGACCAAGAACAAGACAAAGAAGUCACUAAGAAGUAGUCGGAAGAAGAAGUCCCGGUCGCAAUAUGAAUCCGAGUCGGAGUCGGACUCAGACGAGAGUGAAGAUGAUGAUACUGCCCUCGAUGAGAAGGCUGUCAAGCGGCUUGUAUCCAAGCUCAGAGCGCGAAAGAAGGCUAAGAAACUCCGGUCCCAGGAAGACUCAUCAGAGGACCUGGAGGACUCAGACGAACAAGCUGACCCGGACGACAUGGCACUCUUGCUCGCUGAAGAGCGACUAGCCGCUUUGAGGCUGAAACGAGGUGAUGGCAGGCGUCGUAACAGAACUCGCGGUAAACGGAACUCAUCCGACGGGCAGACAGACGGCCAAAGAAAAUCCAAAGGCAGGAAGAAAACUGCUUCAAAGAUAGCUUUCAAGCGGGUAGAUGAAUUGUGGGACAAUACCAUUCAUAACUUCAAGCUUACAGAGACCGUGGAUGACCCAGAGGCCAAUGAAUGGGACCAAUAUCUAUUUACCGUACGCCGCAAAUUUGACUGGGAUAACAAGUACACGGAGACUGUGGUAGAUUUGAAAAGCAAGUACAUUCGCGAUGCACUCUCCAAGGUGAUGGACGGCGUUAAGGGGGUCAGCUUAGUGCAAGAGACGGCCGUCGUUGACCCCAAUAUGCUUUUCUUAUAUCUUGAAGAGACCCGCCAAUACAUGAAGGACCUAAAGCAACAGGCGAAGACGGAGAAAAAGAAAAAAGCUAAAAAAACCGCUGCAACCAAGGCGGCCCAUCUCAAGGUCCUUGUCAAGUAUCUAGAUACAGACUACGCCGAGACCAAAAAGACCCUGUAUCCGCUGCUAGAAGCCAACACAAUAACCUUCGAUCUACUCUGGGCAUUGUUCAAGCCAAACACCAUCGCAUAUACCCCAACAUACGGGAAUCAGGACGAGCCACGCGCUUUUAAACUGGAAUAUGCCACCAAGGAGUCCUCUUUCAUGAAAGGCCAAUGGUACAGCAUUGAAGGCCGCUAUCUUGAAUACGACGGGAAAUCUUUUGGCAUGGGAACAAUGCUGGCUGAUGUGGAAAGCUUUAAGGGUGCCCGCAAGAUAACCAGCCUCAACUGUUACCCGCUGAAGUACCACCGAGAGGCUGAAGACGUCAAAGCCAAGCUAAUUGAGAGAGGCAAGAAGUUUGUAUCAAUGAGAGGUAUGAACUACCGGUUCCACAAAGGCAUGGCUUUCUACAAGAAGAAGCGGUCUGUCAUCAAAGUCAACAUCAACGGAAGAGUUAUGAUCGAUCCUGCCAUUCACCGUCGGAUCAACCCUAACUAUCCUAUCAGCACUGUCCGCCCGAAAGAUGCAGACUAUCUGGAUGACUCCGACGGCGCCGGUAGUGAUGGCGGCUGCUGCUGUGUGUCAGAAUCUGACUCAGAUGAUCCGUACGUCCACCGUCGGGACUCGGAUGCCCCUAGAGUCCGGUACAAAGUCAUCCAGGACAAGGAGGGCACGCCGCACGUGGUCGAAGUUGAGCUAGAUGAAAAUGGCAAUGAAAUCCAGAAGGAACAGAUGGACGAAGUAGAGGAUCCAUCUGAGAGGGACUUCACCGAAGAGGAACUGCUGAUAGCCAGUCCGGUGGUUCUGGGAUUCGCCUUCAGCGAGAAAUUGUGGCUAGAAUUCAGCAUCUCAGGGAUCAGCGAUAUCAACUGGAAUGAAGACGCAUUCGACUCGUUGGUCCUUCCAGACAAUCAGAAAUCAAUUGUCAAGGCCCUUGUCGAAUCCCACACGUUCUGUGCCGCACAGAACAUCGACGACGUUAUUCAAGGCAAGGGCAAAGGUCUAGUUGCUGUGCUCCACGGUCCACCAGGCACAGGCAAAACACUGACGGCCGAAGGCAUCGCCGAGCUGCUCAAACGUCCGUUGUACAUGGUCAGCGCGGGAGAGCUGGGAACAGACUCCCGGACCCUAGAGGCUGAACUCAACAAGAUCCUGGAUAUUGCCCAUUCCUGGGGCGCCGUGCUUCUGCUCGAUGAAGCGGAUAUAUUCCUCGAGAAACGCACGAUCCAGGACAUCCACCGCAAUGCUCUCGUUAGCAUCUUCCUUCGUCUCCUGGAGUACUUCCAAGGUAUUCUUUUCCUGACCACUAACCGAGUGGAAACCUUCGACGACGCCUUCCAAUCCCGAAUCCACGUCGCCCUGCGAUACGGCGACCUCACCACCAAAGCGAAGCGAAGCGUAUGGAAAAUGUUCCUGGAGAAAGUCCAAGCAAUGGACGGCGUGCAAACAGCCACCUUCACCGAAAAAGACUUCGACGCUCUCGCGCGCCACAAUCUCAACGGACGACAGAUCAAAAACUCCGUCCGCACCGCGCAAGCCCUAGCCGUCAACGAGAAAAACCCCCUCUCCAUGGAACACAUCAAGAGAGUCUUAGAAGUAGCAGAAACAUUUGACCACGAUCUCCGCGGUGGAACAGGAUACAUCGAUGCAAUGAGAAGCUAUACAUGAGACACCACAUAUAUAAGAGCAGAUACGACUUACGAACGAUAACUAGCACAAGAAUAUGAGAAACGGAAUGAGAUACGAAAUGGUCGCGGUGUUUUCCUUGAGAGAUACGCUAUUCGUUGGUGAUCAGUUUAUUCUAUUAGUCUAUUUAUCUUUUGACUUGGUUUGUUGGCGGGCUGAGCGAUAGCUACUUUAUUUGAUCCUGGCCUCCUCUCCUUUUUUCGUCUAUUUCGUUCCUCUUUCGAUCAUGUGCCAUCAUUGGAGCGGGUCUUGGGUUGAUUAGUGUUUCUUGUUUUAAUUAUGAGGGAUGAAUUUACGAGGAUCUUGCAGGUAGCCUGUUUCAGAAGG
Messenger RNA from Aspergillus pseudonomiae, 3568 nucleotides. RefSeq names its product ATP-binding protein. The record is from RefSeq and is a predicted model, not a curated record. Gene Ontology annotation, molecular function: ATP hydrolysis activity; ATP binding. The coding region runs from base 203 to 3223 and encodes 1006 amino acids. NCBI's taxonomy places the organism in Eukaryota, Fungi, Ascomycota, Eurotiomycetes, Eurotiales, Aspergillaceae. The transcript has 3 exons.